AUGGCGAGGCUCUUCACCACCGUCUCCUCCUCCUUCUUCUUCUUCGUCGUCGUCGUCCUCCUCCUCCUCAGUGAAGUCUCACUUGCCGCCGCCGACGCCGAUGGGGACAACCCCAAGGUCAAGACGUUGUGCGCCGGCACGCCCUUCCCGGAGCUCUGCGCCUCCAUGAUCACGCGCGACAACGAGAACGUAAGCGCAAACGACGAGAGCCUUGUGGGGAUGGCGGCCCUCACCUCCGCCAAGCUCCUUCUUAACGCGACGGCCACCGCGAGCCCGGCGGUCCAGAGGGACAGCCACCCGGGCAUGAGCAAGGCCGACGAGAUCUGCUUCGAGACCUGUUUCAAGGAGCUGACCAACGCCGCCCAGACACUCGACAAGUUGUGCAUGAGCAAGGUGCAGCUCCCCCAAAUCGACAACUUCAUCAAGUUCAACAAGGAGUCGCAUGUCGAGUGGAAUUGCGAGAGGUGUCGCCAAGGGGAAGCCAAGAACAUCGCCGACGAUGUCUCCAAGGACAACGAGGCCGGGAAGGCCAUGGCUGUCCUGGAGGCGCUCGUCAACAAAGUACUAACCAAAUAA
Triticum turgidum subsp. durum (durum wheat) is the source of this 576-nucleotide messenger RNA. The record is from the annotation of a GenBank genome assembly. NCBI's taxonomy places the organism in Eukaryota, Viridiplantae, Streptophyta, Magnoliopsida, Poales, Poaceae.